AUGCUCCGGUCACCUGCAAAGUCAGCAUCUACUACAGACCUCCGUUCUCUCUCUCUUGAGAAUGAGGUCGAUAUUGAUAAUCAAUUGCAAAACAUCAACACACGAAAGCGGGUGAAACUUGACCAAGAUGUCUCGCCAACAAAAUUAGAAGACAUGAUGUUUCGUAUGCAAAAAUCGUUUGAUGAAAUCAACAAGAACAUCAACGACGUCGUCAAAGUUGAGCUCAGUAAUUUAACAUCUGUCUCCUCCGAAAUUAAGGCGGAAUUGAAUUCACUACGACGGGAGAAUACUGAAUUGAAAAGCUCAAUAGAAGCAAUGUAUGCGCAACAACAGGAAACAGUCGCUUUGGUGACUGACUUGCGUGCAUCCCUCGACUUCACCUCCAACCGAGUCGACAUCUUAAAUAAACGGGUAGACAAAUGCGAGGAACACUGCAAGCGUGAUGAUGAACUAGCAAAUGAACUAAAAACUACAAAACAGGCGUUAAAAACCAUAGAAACCGACUUAAAUCGCCAACAACAGCGAGAUAGGCUACUAAAUCUGGAAAUAACAGGAAUCCCCGAAGCUAAAACAGAGGAAUUACCAAUUAUUUUUCAACAAAUUGCUACGAUCUCUGGGGUAUCCCUCUCAGCUGAUGACUUCGAGCAUAUCAACCGCGUACAGCCCAAACAACCCGUGAAGGGCCGUCCGCGAUCCAUUGUUGUCAAACUCAAGAAUCGUAUACACAAAGACAACAUCAUUGCUGGGAUACGUAAGCGCCGUGGAAUCACCACCAAAGACUUAAACUUGCCUGGAGACUCAAAACCUGUAUACGUAAACGAACAUCUGACCACCCAAAACAAACUUCUGUACAAAAAAUGCAGGGAGGUAGCAGCAAAUAAAAUGAUAAAGUACGUAUGGAUAAGACACUGCAACAUAUUUAUGCGCAAGGAUGAUACAUCACCGGCGGUACUAAUCAACGCUGAAGACGAUUUGAAGAAGUUUCGUUAA
Messenger RNA from Ostrinia nubilalis (European corn borer), 990 nucleotides. RefSeq lists its product as uncharacterized. Gene Ontology annotation, cellular component: ribonucleoprotein complex. The transcript has a single exon. Gene Ontology annotation, molecular function: single-stranded RNA binding. The record is from RefSeq and is a predicted model, not a curated record. The coding region runs from base 1 to 990 and encodes 329 amino acids. Gene Ontology annotation, biological process: retrotransposition. Lineage: Eukaryota; Metazoa; Arthropoda; Insecta; Lepidoptera; Crambidae.